Rhineura floridana is the source of this 1355-nucleotide messenger RNA. RefSeq names its product solute carrier family 25 member 33 (gene SLC25A33). Gene Ontology annotation, biological process: pyrimidine nucleotide import into mitochondrion. The coding region runs from base 207 to 1172 and encodes 321 amino acids. The record is from RefSeq and is a predicted model, not a curated record. Lineage: Eukaryota; Metazoa; Chordata; Lepidosauria; Squamata; Rhineuridae. The transcript is spliced from 7 exons. Gene Ontology annotation, cellular component: mitochondrion. Gene Ontology annotation, molecular function: pyrimidine nucleotide transmembrane transporter activity.
CCACCUUCCUCCUCUCCUGUCCGCUUUCAUCUUCACAGCCGGCCAAGCGCCCUCGUGGUUGGACCGUUUCGCACGUGGAGCCUGCCGCCGGCGUCGCGUGACCUGGCUGGCUAGGAGGGCGCAGGCGCAGUUUUGACUAGCCAUUCUAGGGAGCCGGAGUGGCGACCGGGUCGCUCGGAGAGGGCCAGCCCGGUGGGGAGGCAGGCAUGGCCGGGGCCGCGCAGGAGAAGAGUACGCUGCUCCAUCUCUUCGCUGGAGGCUGUGGCGGGACGGUUGGUGCCAUCUUCACGUGCCCCUUAGAAGUCAUCAAGACGAGGCUCCAGUCUUCGAAACUGUCCUUCCGCACACUCUACUACCCUCAAGUCCAUCUGGGCACAAUCAGUGGUGAAGGGGUCGUCCGGCAGACGUCCGUCUCUCCGGGCCUCAUCCGGCUUCUGAAAUCCAUUUUGGAAAAGGAGGGGCCACGGUCGCUGUUCCGCGGGCUGGGACCAAACCUGGUUGGAGUUGCACCAUCGAGGGCGGUCUACUUCGCAUGCUACUCAAAGGCCAAGGAGCAGUUCAAUAACAUCUUUGUGCCUAACAGCAACAUCGUCCAUGUCUGCUCAGCGGGCUCUGCAGCGUUUAUCACGAAUUCACUGAUGAACCCCAUAUGGAUGGUAAAAACCAGGAUGCAGCUGGAAAGGAGAGUCAGAGGUUCGAAGCAAAUGAACACUUUACAGUGCGCCCAGUAUGUUUACCGGAUGGAAGGGGUUCGUGGCUUCUACAGAGGCCUGACCGCCUCCUACGCUGGCAUCUCUGAGACCGUUAUCUGCUUUGCGAUCUACGAAAGCCUGAAGAAGCACAUGAGCGACCUCCGGUUGGCCCCUUCUCCCGCAGGCGGGACGGAGCGGAACUCCACAAACUUCUUUGGACUGAUGAUUGCCGCUGCCAUUUCUAAGGGCUGCGCGUCCUGCAUCGCUUAUCCACAUGAGGUUGUACGGACAAGGCUUCGGGAGGAAGGCACCAAGUACAAGACAUUUGUUCAGACAGCCCGGCUGGUAUUUCAGGAGGAAGGCUACCUGGCCUUUUACCGAGGACUCUUUGCCCAGCUCAUGAGGCAGAUCCCAAACACGGCGAUCGUCUUGUCCACCUAUGAGUUAAUAGUGUACCUGUUAGAAGACCAGUUUAAGUAGCAGACCAAGACUUGAAUUAAAAAAAACACACUUAAGACAAAAAGGAAAAAACCUGGUAAUUCCACAGGCCAGUUUUUUCAUGAAGAGCCAUUUCAAACAAUGACACAGGACUGGAAAGAGAGCUGGGAAAUGAUGGAACAUUUUGCUUGACAUGUGCUCUUUUUUUAAAGGUUUUAUUUUCUG